AAUGGAGAGCUUGAUUCACGAAAAUUCAGAGUUUCAUCUCUUGGAAGAAUUCAGUUAACAAAUGGUGUAAUCACCCAAGGUUCAUUACAUAUUGGUAUCGAAAAAUCGCUUGAGAAGGAUAUCUUGUUCAUCGCUUGGUGGCGUUAG
Dentiscutata erythropus is the source of this 147-nucleotide messenger RNA. NCBI's taxonomy places the organism in Eukaryota, Fungi, Glomeromycota, Glomeromycetes, Diversisporales, Gigasporaceae. The record is from the annotation of a GenBank genome assembly.